ACGAAUGUCCACUGACGUUUACAACAAAAUCAAGACCUGUGAACGAUGUGUAAAAAGGAAAACCUUACCAGAACAUGCUGCACCUCUCGUUAACAUCAAGACAUCAAGACCCCUAGAGUUAGUGUGCAUGGACUUCCUGUCUCUGGAGCCAGACCGCAGAGUGAAAGAUAUUCUCGUGAUUACAGAUCACUUCACAAAAUAUGCUGUUGCUGUUCCAACACCAAAUCAGAAAGCUCGAACUGUUGCUAAAUGCUUGUGGGAAAAAUUUUUUGUCCACUAUGGCAUUCCAGAGAGGUUACACAGUGACCAAGGACCGGAUUUUGAGUCCCGUACCAUCAAAGAACUGUGUGAUAUUGCUGGCAUCCAUAAAGGAAGGACAACUCCUUAUCACCCUAGAGGUAACCCUGUGGAAAGAUUCAAUCGCACAUUGCUUAACAUGCUAGGGACAUUAAGUGAGCAGAAUAAAUCUCGAUGGAAAGAUUUUGUAAAACCCCUUGUUCACGCAUACAAUUGCACUAAAAAUGAUGUCACUGGAUUUUCUCCAUACGAACUAAUGUUUGGUCGCCAACCUCGUCUUCCCAUAGAUGUGGCUUUUGGGUUACCACUGGAAGAGGACACCUCCACCUCUCACCUACAGUAUGUCCAAAGACUGAAAACGCAUCUGCAAGACAGCCAUCAGUUGGCUGCGGAAAACUCAGAGAAGGUGAUGUCCCGCAAUAAGACCUCUUUUGAUCGGCGUAUCACCACUUCUGAACUUGCUGUAGGCGACAGGGUCCUUGUUAGAAACGUCCGACUGAGAGGAAAGCACAAAUUGGCUGACAAAUGGGAACCUGACAUAUAUGUAGUGGUAAAGAGGGCUGGCAACCUCCCUGUUUACACUGUAAAACCAGAGAACCAGGAUAAACCUCUCAGAACACUCCAUCGUGAUCUUUUGUUGCCUUGUAAUUACCUAGCUGAACGGAGUCCUGUAAAAAACUUACCUGUAAAGAGGAAAAAGCACCUGCCUGUGAACUUACCUGACCCUGAUAAUGAAGAUGCAUCAGAAGAUGAGAUCAUCUCACCUCUGUAUGAUCCUUCUUCCUUCGAGCUUGUGAAAUUCAUCACUGUUGUUAAUUCACCAGUACCUCCUGUCCAGCAAUUUGUUCCACCUGCAGACCUACCUGAAGUUCCUGAUCAGCCCCCAUCCUCUGCUGCAGAAGAGGAGGAGGAUUUGGAACAGGAACUCCCAGUUGUCACAGAGGAACCAAGGGAAUUUCAACCUGUGGACAGAGAGGCAGUAAACAUCAGUUCAGAAACUAAUGAUUCUGCAGGAGAUGCUGCUGGAGAUCCUGCUGCUGAGGGAGGUCCUGAGCCUGUCACUCCAGAGCCCUCCACCAAUAAUAUGGAACCAGAAGUGGACUUAAUUGUUCAAACAGAACCAUCAAGCCCUGAAACAGAAUCAUCAAGUCCCGAAACAGAACCAUCGAGUCUUGAGGGAGAACCAUCUUUGCGGAGGUCAACCCGAGCAAGAAGACCACCAGAACGUUUACAGUACUCCCAACUCGGUCACCCGUUGUUGAAGAGUAUCCAGUUGUUGUUUCAUGGACUGACCACUGCAUUUACACAUGCUCUUGAAGGGACUGAGGAUGAUGAACACAUGACUGUUCCUGGUAUUAUCCAGCCAGCCAUCCAGACUCAACCUGGUCCAUGUACGGGGACGUGCAUGGGAUCAGGGGGGGAACAUGUAACCCACGUGACCGCCACGCCCCAACCACCUUCCCUUUAAGCCGUCCCUUUAACAGCUGGGACCCUCAUGUGUAUUUCCGGGUUUCCACUGUGCUGCUGCUCACUGUGAGUUGUGGCGUUGGUUGUUAAUAAAACAAUCUCAAAUCUCCAACUCGACUCAUCGCUGAACGAAUUCAUCUCUAAAACUCGAGGAUCUGCGGUUGGGCUUUGUUGAUGCCUGGUUUACCUUCUGAUGAGAACAAGUAACAUCCACUUCCUCAGACAGUCCGUUACUCGACGGUGAGUAAAUAUUCAUCCAUAUAUGAUGGGGCGUUAUUUCCGCUGUACGCCGCCAGUUAGCAUUAGCUACCAACUCAACAAUCAGUUGCCACAUCAGCUCAGUCCACUUACUAAUAACUUACUUAAUAAAAAGUCACACUGUUAAAGCCGAAUUAAAGGCCACACCUUUAAUAUUUAAAGGCUUCUCUUUCAACUUUAGAUUUGAUUAUUUUUCAUGAUUUCUUUGUUUAUUGUUGUAUUCCAUGCUGGUGCAUCAAUGAAGUCUGGUACCUAAUAUGAUUUUGUUUAUAGCUACUUUGAUCAAUCACAUUCUUAAAGUUGAUUGAUUUGAUUUAUUAUUAGCUGUUCGUAGCGACUGCUAAUUACCUUGAGAAAUUUUGAACUUGAAUUAUGAAGUGCACUUUUCUUUUUAAAAGGAUUUUUUUUCCCCUCUCAUUUUUAUAAUAUAUGAAGUGGUUGUCAAUACAUAGCAGUAUGUAUUUGGUUUUUUCCCCAUUUAGCUUAUAUAAAUAUAACAUUUAUAGAUGAACUUAAUGUAUGUUUUCUGGCCUUUUAGGUCAGGUUUUUUUUUUCUUCCCCUUCAUCGACUCGCUUGCUGACGGAGGAUGGCGAGCUACUCACACACCACCUGGUGGUAGGAAAAAGAAAGACACUCUCCACACAGGAAAACCAAACAACACUUUCCAUACAGGAAACAAAAUAAACUCUAAGGGAGUAUCUAAAGGAAAAGAACAAUUCUCCCGUUGCUCUUGGACUUUUGAACUACAUUUGGUUUUGAAGUAUUAUUGAUUAUUUUAUUUUGGGUUUGUUCUUUUU
Messenger RNA from Xiphophorus couchianus (Monterrey platyfish), 2820 nucleotides. RefSeq lists its product as uncharacterized. Gene Ontology annotation, biological process: DNA integration. Gene Ontology annotation, molecular function: nucleic acid binding. The coding region runs from base 5 to 1765 and encodes 586 amino acids. NCBI's taxonomy places the organism in Eukaryota, Metazoa, Chordata, Actinopteri, Cyprinodontiformes, Poeciliidae. The record is from RefSeq and is a predicted model, not a curated record. The transcript is spliced from 2 exons.